This is a messenger RNA of Phodopus roborovskii (desert hamster), 2762 nucleotides long. It is a transcript of the gene Cdh1, whose product is annotated as cadherin 1. Gene Ontology annotation, cellular component: catenin complex; plasma membrane; adherens junction. Bases 81 to 2747 code for a protein of 888 amino acids. NCBI's taxonomy places the organism in Eukaryota, Metazoa, Chordata, Mammalia, Rodentia, Cricetidae. Gene Ontology annotation, molecular function: cadherin binding; calcium ion binding. The transcript has 16 exons. The record is from RefSeq and is a predicted model, not a curated record. Gene Ontology annotation, biological process: cell morphogenesis; cell-cell junction assembly; calcium-dependent cell-cell adhesion.
CUAGACUCCAGCCCGGCCUAACCCGGCCCUGCCCGACCGCACCCGAGUUCCGUGUUUGCUCGGCGCCAGCCCGGCCAGCCAUGGGAUCCCCAAGCCGCAGCCUCUGCGUGAUCCUGAUCCUGCUGCAGAUCUCAUCAUGGCUCUGCCAGGAGCUGGAGCCCGAGCCUGAGCCCAAACCCUGCCGUCCUGGCUUCAGUGCCGAGGUCCACAUGUUUCAGGUGCCGGGAAGGCACCUGGAGAGAGGCCAUGUCCUGGGCAGAGUGAGAUUUGAAGGGUGCACUGGUCGGCCAAGGACAGCCUACUUUUCUGAAGACUCCCGAUUCAAGGUGGCCACAGACGGUGUCAUCACACUCAACCGGCCUCUAAAGCUUCAUAAACUACAGACCAGCUUUCUUGUCCACGCCUGGGAUUCUACUCACAAGAAAUUUUCCACAAGAGUGAUACUCAAGUCUGUGGGGCACCACCAACACCGGCACCACCACCAUGACUCUGUCUCUGGAUCCCAGCCAGAAGUGCUCACAUUUCCCAGCUCUCACCAGAGUUCAAGAAGACAGAAACGAGACUGGGUCAUACCCCCUAUCAGCUGCCCGGAAAAUGAGAAGGGCCCAUUUCCUAAAAACCUUGUUCAGAUCAAAUCCAACAGGGAUAAAGAAACCAAGGUUUUCUAUAGCAUCACCGGCCAAGGAGCUGACAGACCCCCUGUAGGUGUGUUUAUCAUUGAGAGAGAAUCAGGCUGGCUGAAAGUGACAGAGCCUCUGGAUAGAGAAAAUAUUGCUAAGUACAUUCUCUAUUCCCAUGCUGUGUCAUCAAAUGGGGAUGCAGUGGAGGACCCCAUGGAGAUUGUGAUCACAGUGACUGAUCAGAAUGACAACAGACCAGAGUUCAUCAAGGAGGUCUUUCAGGGACAUGUCUUGGAGGGUGCUCUUCCAGGAACCUCUGUGAUGCAGGUCUCAGCCACUGAUGCAGAUGACAAUGAGAACACCUAUAAUGCUGCCAUCGCCUAUACCAUCAUCAGCCAAGAUCCUGAGCUGCCUCACAAAAACAUGUUUACCGUUAAUAGAGACACAGGAGUCAUCAGUGUGGUCACUUCUGGGCUGGACCGAGAGAGUUAUCCUACAUAUACCCUGGUGGUUCAAGCUGCUGACCUUCAAGGUGAUGGCUUAAGCACAACAGCUACAGCUGUGAUCACUGUUGAUGACAUUAACGACAAUGCUCCCAUCUUCAACCCAACCACGUACCUGGGUCAAGUGUCUGAGAAUGAGGCCAAUGCGUACAUCGCCACACUCAAAGUAACUGACAAUGAUGCCCCCCAUACUCCAGCGUGGGAGGCUGUGUACACCAUAGUCAAUGAUCCUGAACAACAAUUUGUUGUCAUCACAGACCCUACAACCAAUGAUGGCAUUCUGAAAACAACCAAGGGUUUGGAUUUUGAGGCCAAACAGCAGUACAUUCUGCACGUGACAGUAGCGAAUGUGGACGCUUUUGAGGGGUCUCCUGUCACUUCCACAGCCACUGUCACUGUGGAUGUGUUAGAUAUCAAUGAAGCCCCCAUCUUUGUGCCUGCCGAGAAGACAGUGGAAGUGCCUGAAGACUUUGGUGUGGGUCAGGAAAUCACAUCUUAUACUGCCCGAGAGCCAGACAUAUUCAUGGAGCAGAAGAUCACGUAUCGGAUUUGGAGGGACACUGCUAACUGGCUGGAGAUUAACCCAGAGACUGGUGCCAUUUUCACUCGGGCUGAGAUGGACAGAGAAGACACCGAGCAUGUGAAGAACAGCACGUAUACAGCUUUAAUCAUUGCCACAGACGAUGGUUCGCCAAUUGCCACUGGCACGGGAACUCUUCUCUUGGUGCUAACUGAUGUCAAUGACAAUGCUCCCAUCCCAGAACCUCGAAGCAUGCAAUUCUGCCAGAGGAACCCAGAGCCCCAUGCCAUCAAAAUCUUUGAUCCAGACCUUCCCCCCAAUACAUCCCCCUUCACUGCUGAACUAACCCACGGGGCCAGUGUCAACUGGACCAUUGAGUACAACAACUCAGCCCGAGAAUCUCUCAUUUUGAAGCCAAAAAAGGCCUUAGAGUUUGGUGAAUACAAAAUCAAUCUCAAGCUCAUGGAUAACCAGAACAAAGACCAGGUGACCACGUUGGACAUCAUUGUGUGUGACUGCGAAGGUGCUGUCAACAACUGCAUGAGGUCGGGUUAUGUGGAAGCGGGAUUGCAAGUUCCUGCCAUCCUAGGGAUUCUUGGAGGGAUCCUUGCUUUGCUGAUUCUGAUCCUGCUGCUCCUACUGUUUCUACGGAGGAGAACGGUGGUCAAGGAGCCCCUGUUGCCCCCAGACGAUGACACCCGGGACAAUGUAUAUUACUAUGAUGAAGAAGGAGGUGGAGAAGAGGACCAGGACUUUGAUUUGAGCCAGUUGCACAGGGGCUUGGAUGCCCGACCUGAAGUGACUCGAAAUGAUGUGGCUCCCACCCUCCUGAGUAUGCCCCAGUAUCGUCCCCGCCCAGCCAAUCCUGAUGAAAUCGGGAACUUCAUCGAUGAAAAUCUGAAGGCAGCUGAUAGCGACCCCACGGCACCUCCUUACGACUCUCUGUUGGUGUUUGACUAUGAGGGGAGUGGUUCUGAAGCUGCUAGCUUGAGCUCGCUUAAUUCCUCCAAGUCGGAUCAGGACCAGGACUACGACUAUCUGAAUGAGUGGGGAAACCGCUUCAAGAAGCUGGCUGAUAUGUAUGGUGGCGGCGAGGAUGACUAGGGGACUAGAGAUGAG